Messenger RNA from Chlamydomonas reinhardtii, 8502 nucleotides. RefSeq lists its product as uncharacterized. Bases 779 to 7150 code for a protein of 2123 amino acids. The record is from RefSeq and is a predicted model, not a curated record. Gene Ontology annotation, molecular function: DNA-binding transcription factor activity. Lineage: Eukaryota; Viridiplantae; Chlorophyta; Chlorophyceae; Chlamydomonadales; Chlamydomonadaceae. The transcript has 10 exons.
GGCUAGCCCCGCACCUCAAGACUGCUGAGUUGUGGAUGUUUUCAUGAAAGCUGCGCGUAAUGGGAAUUCAGAUGCGGUUUUCGGUAGAAGGAUAGAAUUAGUAGCAAUAUUAAGAAUUAAGAACACUAAAUAAAAACGCUGCGAGAGGGUGCAGUCCCCCGGCUCCGCUGCAAAACUGAGCCGAGGAAAAUAUAUGGAACAAGGUAGCGUAUAGGGCCGCGUUGUGACAUGCUCCUUAAGAUGACAAGAACGAUCGCCGACAUACAGAUCAUUCAGCGAACGACGAAACGCAGCAGCUCAAGAAUUUAUGAUUAUAAUUCUAAGAUAAAUCUAAAACAAAUCCCAGCGCCCAAGCCAAAGCGUGUCCCUGCGCAGGGUUCUCACCUCUCGGGGGGCUGACAAUGGACAGUGAACUCGUCAUGCAUGAUGUUAUGAUGGAUUGUAAUGCCCACGACUAUUAGCUAUCCGAUGUGUUGGCCGGUCACCUGGAAACCCGUAUAGAACGUGUGCGGCAGUCGGAGAGGCGCCAAGCCGUCCAGGUCCCAGAACGCAUGGGAAAGUGUCCCACGUGCACAGUUAAGUAGCAAAACCCGUAUAGACAUGAUAAAUACUACCCUGUGUGCACUGUAGAGGCGCUGAGGCUAGACGACCGAAGCUCACUGACGAUAAACAACACGAAUGCACGGUGGCAGUGCAGCACUAAGGCGAAUUCGUAUUAAGUGAUGUUGAACUCGAAGAAAAGUUAGCUUGAGCUGAUAAACUGAGGAGGCCAAGUGAAAUGGACCUCGACGUGCCUGACCUCCUCGCGGAUUUCAACCCGGGUGCUGGAUUAGUGGUUCCAAUAGCCUCAGUUGGCCAAGCGCUGCUGCCGCUCGCCCGCAACCUGCCGAAAGAGGAACUGGAGAAUGUCGACGUAACUGGCCUGGACGCGCUCCUCUCGUCCGAUCCCAGCGCGCUUAAUGACGUGACCUUUCAGCGCAGCUCGCCCAGCGCUCCCACACCCCAGGCCACGCCCACAGCGCCCUCAACCAGCGCUCGGCCCGGUAGCUCCACAACCUUGGCAGCCGGAGCCUCCGUACACCAGCCCUAUCUCCGUGAGCAGCAACGACAAACGCUGCCGCAUCUUCCCAGCCUGUCGGGCUUCGCGUCAGCAGGCGCCGGCCAGCAGCCCGCAUGCCCUGCAGGAAGCCACCUGGGGCCCGCAGCCGCGCUAGGUGGCACCCAGGCCUGCCUCUCCAAGAUUUCUGAUCCCGGCUGCGGCAAACAAACCACAAGCAACAGGUCGAGCCUGUCUCAAAUGGAUGAGGACGGCGGCGACGAUGCGGGCGCGCCCGAGCACGAGGCCCAGGACGUCAGGAACGGCGACAGCGGCCGGGGCGACGGCGGCGGCGGUGGCCACAUGUAUGCUUCUGAGCCGCCGCGGGGUCCCGAGCCCAUGACACUCAUCUCGGGCUGCAGCGAAACUGCGAGCGGCCACCGCAUUGACGGUGGAGAAGCGCCUUCGGUCUCGCAUUCACCGUCAGGUGCCGGCGGCGGUGCGUCUGCGCCGGGGGCCGCAGGCGGCGCAAGCGGGGCAACGCGGCCAGAGCAGGCCGAGACCGCUCCCAGCCGCAUGUCUGCCAACCAUCAACUGCCGGGCGCCGACCCAACCGCCGGUGCGUCACCGCGUAAUGGCAGCGGCAUAGCCGCGGCUGAUGGUGAUGCGGAAGGCAGCGGCGACGGCGACGGCGAUGAGGAGGAGGAAGAGGAGGACGAUGAGGAGCUGGGUGACGCCUUGGCGGGGGCGCCUGCGGAGGGUGCCGUCAGCGGGAGUCGGCCCGCAAAAGCAGCGCGCAGCAAGGCGCAACCCCGUGGUCGGAGGCCGAAGGCAGCAAAGCAGGACGGCGGCGGCGAAGGCGGUAGCGAUUCGGAGGACGAGGACGGCGGCGAAAGCCGGCACCUGGGGCGGCGGGUGAUCGAGUACGCGGAAAAGAUCGUGGAGCAGGCCUGGGCUGCCAACCAGCUGUCUGACGUGCCUCACACCGCCACACUCGACUGCAACGAGCUUCCAGGCAUCGGCUUUAAAAAGGCGGGGCGCAUCCUGGCAACCGCCGCCGUGCGGCUGCUGGUGCGGGGAGAGGAGGCGCAGAAGAAGGGCACGCUGCGCACGCUGCUGCGCUCCGCCGAGAACGCCGGCAUUCUGGCGCAGCAGGGCGGACCGGCGGGGGCAGCCGGCAUAGCAGCGGGUGGCGGCGCGGCAAGGGGCACUGCGGGUGGCGCUGAUAUGGGUGCGUCCGCUGCGGCAGCUGCUGCCGCGGCUGCCGCUGUUGCCAGCAUGCCGAACCUUGCCAGCAUGGACCCUGAGACGCUGCGCGUGUGCCUGGCCGCCGCCGCCGCCGCAGCGGCGGCCGCGGCUGGCACGCCGUCAGCAACGUCUGGGGUGACGCAGCAGCCCCAGACGCACGCACAGGCGAACGCCAUUGUGAACCUGGCAUCUGAGCUGCAACAGCAUGGUCUGGGCCAGUGGGCGGUGCAGGCGGCGGCGGAGGUGGCAAUGAAGGCGGCUGCGGCGGUGCUACAGCAACAGCAGCAGCAUGCGGCCGCUGCGGCUGCUGCUGAUCCCCGCGGCGCGGGAAGCAGCGUGGAUGCGGGCCCCAGCUCAUUGAACCUGCUCACCGCCGCGGCGGUGGGCCCGCCGGACAUGCGCCACUUUGGCGGCUUUGCGGCGGCGCCGUCGCAUGCGGCGGCAGGAGGCAACAUGGCCACAUUGUACUCAGCGCAGGGCAAUCCCCGCGUGGAACCCGCCGCCGCGCCGGGGCCGUUCCAGCAGAUGGUGCUUGAGGCGGCACUGGCAGACGACUGCAACCCUGACGGCGGCGCCGGCGCAGGGCUUACCACCGGCGGCGAGCUGGAGUGCACGCUCUCGGGCCCUCGGAGCAGCACAGAUGAGCUGCUGCAAGCAGUUUUCGACGGCAUGGGAGAUCCUGGAGGAGCCCGUGCUCUCACUGGUAACAGCGGCGGUGGACCCAGUGGCGGAAGCAAUGUUGUUGCUGGCGUUGCUGAACCGCGGAAGAGUGACGGUGCGGCCUGGGACCUCCUGGGCCAAAUGUUUGAUAGCUACUGUGGCGGCGGCGCGCCGGCGGCGGCAACGGACACUCAGGCAUCCGUCUCGCUGCCGCACCGCCAGCACCAUCAGCCGCUACAGCUGCCACUGCCGCACGUGUCGCUACAACACCCGGCCCUCGCAAUGAUUGCCGCGGCGGAGGCGGCGGGGCCGACCGGCGGCUUUCGCUUGAACGGGGGCAGCAUUACCAUGCUGGACGCGUGGGUGGACGCACAGAAUGAUGAGCACGUGGAUGCGGCCGUGGUCGCGGCCAUGGUGGCGGGAGAUGACGACGUUCCCCGCCUCCACGACACGCUGGGCCCUGUCGUCGGCGGCGCUGCCACAGCCGCGUGUGCAGAUGGGGCAGGGCUCAGCACCGCGAGUAGGCAGCACCAGCACCAGCACCCACAGCAGCAGGCAGCGCCGACGCCAACGCUGCUCGCGCCGAUGCCCGUUCGCGGCGGGGGCGGCGCCGGCGUCUCAGCGCUUGCUGACGUGUCUCCGGGAGACCACUCGCCGGGCAGUGACGGCGGCGGUUUGAUGGCGCCGCCGCAGCCGCGGCCGCCUAUCUGCAUCAGCCCGCCACCGGAAGACCUGGAUCCAUCAGAGCUUCGCGAUGAUUUCCCAGACCUGCCGUUGACCGCGUCAAUGUUCCGGAUCAGCAACAUGAGCAUCGCGGACGGCCCGCCGGCGCCCGGCAGCGCCCGGCCCAGCGCCUCGGCGUUUGGCGCCAACCCGUUCGGCCAGUUUGGCGCCGCAGGCGGUGUCGGUGGCGGCGGCACGCCCAACCGCCUGAGCAAUGCUUUAUCGAUACUCCGUGCCGGCAGCGCGGGCUGCAUGGACAUGCUAAUGAGCAACGACUUCAUGGACGCACUUGCCGCCGCCGACCCACUGCUUGCGGCGGAAGUGAGCGCCGGCGGCGCUGCAGGAGGCGGCGGCCGCGCCUCUCAUGCGGACAAGUUCCUCAUGAGCAUCGAUGCGCUGCCGCCCGUGCCACCGCUGCUGCCCCCCUCCCUCAUUCCGCCGGGCUACGCCAAUGCACUGGUCAUGACUACUGGGGACGCCGGAGCUGGACUCAGUAACAGCGGCCCGCUGUCGGCUGCAGCGGGAGCGGCAGGGUAUCGACGGCACCAGCAAGGGAUGGAGGCGCACGCAGCGCUGGAGCGGGUUGCGGAGGAGCAGCCGGACGUGGAUGCCGAGGGCACGGAGGAGCCGGAAGAAGAGUGGGGCCAGGGCCGGCGGCCGCGGCGUGGCGCCGCCUCUCGCGCUGUCACGGCGCGCUCGGGGGCGCCGCGGGAGGUGCUGCAGGAGGGCGAGGAUGAAGGCGAGGACGACGGGGGCACGGUGGCGGCGGCACCGUGGGCGGCACGUGCCGCAGGCAGCAGCCGCGGCGUGCCAAGCGCGAGGCGGCAACUGGUGCCUGCGUCACCGAUGUCAAGCCCCAUGAUGACUUCACCCAUGCGCUCGCCCACAGCGCCCGCACGGACCUUCGUUGAGGGCCCCACUGCCGCAGCCGCGGUAGCGGCGGCGGGCGCAAUCAUGGCGCCGCAGUGCCGAGCCGUGGCGGGCGUGCUGGGCGGCGGAACGACCUCCAUCGCACUGGGAGGCAAUGGGCAUCGCGGGGCGCCGCCGCAAGCGGCCCCCGGCCCUUCGUCCUUCUCGGCGCCUUUUGGCGGUGGCGGUGGCGGCAGCAGCUUGAGCGGUAACAGCCAAGGCGGGCCCGUGACGGCGCGAGCGCUGUUCAUGAUGGACGGUGCUGGCGGCCUGGCUGGCGGCGGCGGCGGCGCGGGCGUCACGUUUGCAGACGGGCUGGGUGGCGACUGCGCGCCGUCGCUGAUGCCGCCGCCGCCGCCAUUCCAGCACGGACACGGACACGGGCACCACAACCUGUUUGCGGAUCCUCGCUACGGUGCCGCGGCACACGACCUAGAAGCGAUGAAUCGGCAGCAGCUGUCCGCACCUGCAGUGCUUGAGCACCCGGGAGCAGCCAUGUUGUGCGCCGGCGCCGGCGACGCCACCGCCACCUCCACCUCGGGCGUUAGCGGUGGCGGUUGCGGCGGCGGUGUUGGCGGUGGCAGCGUCGUGUCGUCUGCGGCGGACCCGUCAGGCGGCCUGUUUGCGGGGCCUGCAGCCAUGCUGGCUUCCCUUACGGCCGCGGCGGCGGCGGGUGGCGGAGUCAUGGGCAUGGCAGCGUCCGCGCCGCAGCCGCAGGUGCCUGUUGGGCUAGUCAGCAUGGGAACCGGUCAUAGCAGCGGCUCGCAGCUGUACGCGUCCGCAGCCUCGGUGGCCCCCGGCGGCGGCGGCGGGCUGUGGGCAGAGCAGCCGCAGGUGCAGCUGCAGCAGCACACGCUGCACACGCCAGCACCAGGCAUGCAGCAGCAUGCGCAUUCACAGGCGGCACCGGACGUGUUGAGUCUGCAGCAGCUGCACAGCAGAGACAAGGCCAGUCCCUUGCGCAGUGCUUCCUUCAGUCGCGGCAGUGUCGGCAGCAGCACACGCAGCCCACGACGCGCUCACCUAAACGCCGCCAUUCAGGCCGUCGUGAAGGCGGCUAGCGCCUCCCCAUCUCCCUCGCCGCUGGCCCGCGGCAGCGAUGGCAGGGUGAUCCGCCGCGGCGCCGGCGCCGCCGCCGCCGCCGGCUUCGCAGGUAGCAUGGAGAGCCCACUUGCUGGCAGUGCUGCUGCUGCAGCCGGAGGCAACAGCCGCGCCGGCAGCGUUGCUCCUCAGCUGCCGCCGCUGCCAACUUUACCGCAGCUACCACAGCUGCCGCAGCUGUCUCCAGUGCCGCAGUAUGCGCCUCACUCAGAUCUCGGUGACGGUGCGGCACACCAUGGCCUCACUGCAGAGAUGGGUCUCGCUGCCUACGAUGGCGUCACUGCAGCAGGCGUGGCGGAUGGCGCCGCCGCCGCCGCCGAGGAGGCUAAGGAGGCCAGCACUCUGGCUGCAGCUAUCGCGGCGGCCACCACCGGCGGUGGCAGCGUUGAUGGGUUCACGAGGAAGAAGGGCGGCGCCAAGGCCGCCGGCGGCGGCCGUGCAGGCCGCGGCGCGAAGCGUGGCGGCGCCGGCAGCGCGGACAUCGGCAGCGGCUCAGAUGACAUGGACGCAGGGUCGGCGCCUUCCGGCGGCGGAGCCGCGCCGACGGCGGAGCGGCCGUCAGGUGUGGGUCGGCUGGGCGCGGCGGCGCCGAGUGGCCGCGGCAGCCAGAUGGACAGCGGCGACGAGGAGUCGGGUGGCGGUGGUGGCGGCGAUGAGGAGGGGGACGGUGGCGGAGUCAGCGGUGGGGGCGAGGGAGUCAGCGUGGUCAACCUGCGCAAAGUGACGCAGGACGGCGCGCCGCGGCAACUGACCAAGCAGUCGCUGAAAGACGUCUACCACCUGCCCAUCAACGAGGCGGCGGCGGCGCUCAACAUCGGCGUCACCGUGCUCAAAAAGUACUGCCGCAAGUUCAGCAUUCCGCGCUGGCCCUACCGCAAGCUCAACAGCGUUAACAAGCUCAUGGAGACGUUCGAGCGCUACAAACGCGACGCGCUGCUUGGUGGCAACGUCACCGGCGGCGAGGAGUGUGAGGUUGUGCUCCAGAGCCUGGGCAAGAUGAAGGUGGAGUUGUACGAGGACCCGGACAAGGACAUCGAUGAGCGCAUCAAGAAGCUGCGCCAGGCCAACUUUAAGGUUGAGUACCGAGCUCGCCAGGACACCACCGGCAAGCAGCAGCAGCCGCAACAGCAGCAGCAUCAGGAUGAGUUUCAGCAGCUGCUACAGCAGCAGCUGCAGCAGCACCUGAUGCAGCAGCAGCAACAGCAAAUGUUCCUGCCGCAGCAGCAGCAGCAGCAGCAGCAGCAGCAGGAGCUGCCAGGGGCGCAGGGGCAGCAGAUGCUGAUGCCUGUGGGCGAUGGCUUCGGUAUGCACGGCGGGAUGCCUCAGGGGGCGGCUGGCAUGCUGCCUGCCAUGCCGCCGCCAUUUCUGCUGCCGCCCUUCAACCCCGCGGCGCUGCCAUCUCAGUUCCUACCCGAGGGAUCCGCACAGGGGUUUGGCGGCGGCUGCCCUGCCGCGAAUCCAACCAACUUCUAGAAAAUUUCUUGCCCCGAUGUCGAAUCAACCCUGACCUGAAUUGGCAGUGUGCACUGAACGAAUCAAGCUAGGUGACACACAACUAGCUGGCAGCAUUGGGUUGAUUGAGCAACAUCGUUGACACUGCACAUGAACUUCAAGUGUGCGCUUUGUGGUGCAAGGUGUCUGUGCAGAAUGUCGUCUGGCACUCUGGCGCCUUUGGUUUUGGCGGCGCUUGUCAUUCCUUACCCAUGUAUGAUGGCUGUCUACGCACGAUCAAUUGCGCGCACACAGCCACGUAUUGGCGUGAUUUUCUUAUGUAUGGCGGCAUUCGUGAUCAGGGAGCGACCACAGGCGCCUUCCCAAUUCGCCCCGGCCAGGCUCCAUACACAAGCCGCAUUUGUGCGCUGCGGCGGAAGGACGGCACUGAAUUUCCACAACGAUUAUAAGGUGUUAAGAACCGGCGGCCAUUUCACGGUCGAGGUUUAUUUGCUCUUCAUACUGGUGCAUUGAUUUGGCUCGCAUGGUUGCCUGGAGCCCCCUGAAGCCAUGCACACACGUCAUUACACACUUGCUGGAUUGCGGGCAGGUGGCUAGCUAGCUAAGAGCCUGGCAUUUGGGGUUGGCGUUGACUGCUGUGAAAGUUGUGACAAGGAACUUGCUGUGGACAAGAUGCCGCUUGCAUUGAGCUUCCUAGUGAUCAUGGGUUCCUGGAACUAACCCCUGCUAGUGACGGCACAGCCUGCUGCUGCAGUAAAACCAAACUAUGAUCCCACCCUGGGUGUGCUUGUCAGGCACUGGCCCGUAAUAACAAUGAUGCUCCAAGGGUAUGGUACGCGGUUGCUGUUGCUGGGCCAAUACUUGUCUUGCCGUGCGUGAGCGAGGUGCGGCAGUACGCGAGACUUGACGAUGCAAAACCUAUCUAGACGUGCCUGCCUUGCGACAGGUCUGGAGUGACAUGACACGUGCUCUUUAUGCAUUCUAAGCCCUAGGGCCCCAGUCAAGGAGAAGAUGGAGAAGAUGAGACGAGACCAGGAGAAGAUGAGACGAGACCAGGAGAAGAUGGAAAGGCUCAUGAAUUAAGUGGCCCUUGACACAUUGAAUGCCAUGAGGGUUAUGUGUGAAAUAAAUGCGUUGCUGCGAACGGCUGACGGGUGGAGGCUGCUGCUGCGCGUGUGCCGAGGAUGUGAGACUGCUGCCGUGAAGCCAACAGGGUUCAAAAGGCUUCUGCCUGGAACUCCACCCAGACACUGAUGUCAGCACACAGAUACCGUCUUUCUCGUCUUGCCUUACGCGCAUGAUGCAGAGCGAGCAUAAAUCCAUUGGGCAUAGGCGCGGGCCGCCAGGCAGCGCGGCUGUAACAUAUGUGUAUG